Molecule: messenger RNA, 297 nt
Organism: Trematosphaeria pertusa
Lineage: Eukaryota; Fungi; Ascomycota; Dothideomycetes; Pleosporales; Trematosphaeriaceae
Product: putative UPF0136 membrane protein
Exons: 2
Cellular component (GO): membrane
Source: RefSeq, a predicted model, not a curated record
AUUCUCGGCGCCCUCACCGCAGGCGGCGGUAUCACAGGCUACGUCCGCACCGGCUCCAUUCCGUCAGUCGCAGCGGGUGUUACGGUUGGAACAUUGUACAUCCUCGGCGGCCUCCGCAUCCGCAACCGCUCCCCUUACGGCGUCGAACUCGGCCUCCUCGCCUCCAUCAUCCUCGCCGGGUCCUCCAUUCCCCGCGCGCUCAAGACGCAGAAGCCGUUGCCGAUGGGCUUGAGUCUGCUGGCGGCGUAUGGGCUGUUUGCUUUUGGGACGGCGUGGUCGAGGGGGAGGACGAAUUGA